AUGGCUCAGAGCAUGGACAACAGCCUCGACAGCCUGGAUCUGUCCUCCGGGUUAAUUAUUGAAUUUUCUGAUAAUGGCACGGAUGAGAUUGGUUCAGGUGACUAUGGAGACUACGGAGAACCAUGCUUUCAGCACGAGAAUGCUGAUUUCAACCGUAUCUUCUUGCCAACAAUCUACUCCAUCAUCUUCCUAACAGGAAUAAUCGGCAAUGGAUUGGUUAUUGUUGUUAUGGGCUACCAGAAGAAACAAAGAAGCAUGACCGAUAAAUACAGGCUGCACCUCUCUGUGGCUGAUCUCCUCUUCGUCAUCACCUUGCCAUUCUGGUCUGUGGAUGCAGCCAUAAGCUGGUACUUUGGGAAUGUCCUGUGUAAGGCAGUUCAUGUCAUUUACACAGUCAACCUCUAUAGCAGUGUCUUGAUUUUGGCCUUUAUAAGUUUAGAUCGUUACCUGGCAAUAGUCCAUGCUACCAACAGCCAGCGACCACGAAAGCUGUUGGCUGAGAAAGUGGUGUAUGUAGGUGUGUGGCUGCCAGCUGUGCUUCUGACAGUGCCUGAUAUAAUCUUUGCCAGUACUAGUGAAGUAGAAGGCAAGUAUCUCUGUGAUCGCAUGUACCCACAUGAAAACUGGCUGAUUUCUUUCAGAUUUCAGCAUAUAUUGGUAGGACUUGUCUUGCCUGGUUUAAUAAUCCUGACGUGCUACUGUAUUAUAAUAUCUAAGCUGUCACAUUCAAAAGGCCACCAGAAACGCAAAGCCUUGAAGACAACUGUUAUCCUCAUCCUCGCCUUCUUUGCCUGCUGGCUGCCAUAUUACAUUGGCAUCAGCAUUGACACAUUCAUCUUGCUAGGAGUCAUCAGACAUCGUUGCAGCUUGGAGACGAUAGUGCAUAAAUGGAUCUCCAUCACUGAAGCCCUGGCAUUCUUCCACUGUUGCCUGAAUCCAAUUCUGUAUGCCUUCCUGGGUGCCAAAUUCAAAACAUCAGCACAAAAUGCCUUGACAUCAGUUAGCAGAGGAUCAAGCCUCAAGAUUCUUUCAAAAAGCAAACGUGGGGGACAUUCUUCUGUUUCCACAGAGUCCGAGUCUUCAAGUUUCCAUUCCAGCUAA
Messenger RNA from Indicator indicator, 1101 nucleotides. It is a transcript of the gene CXCR4, whose product is annotated as C-X-C motif chemokine receptor 4. The coding region runs from base 1 to 1101 and encodes 366 amino acids. The transcript has 2 exons. The record is from RefSeq and is a predicted model, not a curated record. Gene Ontology annotation, biological process: chemotaxis; brain development; immune response. Gene Ontology annotation, cellular component: membrane. NCBI's taxonomy places the organism in Eukaryota, Metazoa, Chordata, Aves, Piciformes, Indicatoridae. Gene Ontology annotation, molecular function: chemokine receptor activity; cytokine binding.